Messenger RNA from Zingiber officinale, 1411 nucleotides. Its product is annotated as basic leucine zipper 61-like. Gene Ontology annotation, molecular function: DNA binding; DNA-binding transcription factor activity. The transcript has 4 exons. Gene Ontology annotation, biological process: positive regulation of DNA-templated transcription. The record is from RefSeq and is a predicted model, not a curated record. NCBI's taxonomy places the organism in Eukaryota, Viridiplantae, Streptophyta, Magnoliopsida, Zingiberales, Zingiberaceae. Gene Ontology annotation, cellular component: nucleus. The coding region runs from base 323 to 1135 and encodes 270 amino acids.
AUUUUCUCUCCUCUGCUACAGUUACGAUCACAUGUGACCCAUUAUAACUCCUCUCUCUCUCUCCUCCAGGUGAAAUGGAACGAGAUCCUCUUUCUGCCCACAUGUCAUCACCUGAUCGGCCAAUCCAUCAUCCACAGAUCGCCAUGCUGAUAUAUCUAGAUGGACAUGAUCUUGUGGAAUGCAUCUGCAUGUCCAUCCGUCCAUGCCUCCUCCACCGCCACCGCCGCCGCCGCUCGUUCUCAUCGCCUCCUUUCCUAAUUAAAGAUAUAUUCGUUCGCACAGACAGGGCAUAGGAGAUCGAGGAGGGAGUGCCGCCGGCGCAAUGGCGCAGCUCCCUCCUAAGAUCCCCCCUUCCUCCAUGAUCCCCAAUCCCAACUGCAGCUGGCCGCCGCCGGCGGCCUUCCUCCUCCCCCCUGCGACCGAGGCACCGCCUCAGCCCUCCUGGGUCGACGAGUUCCUCCAUCUCUCCGCCGCCAGGCGCAGCUACCACCGCCGCUCCGUCAGCGACUCCCUCGCCUUCAUCGACGACCCCGCCUCCGAGUUCGACGCCGACCAGCUCCUGUCCAUCUUCUCCGACGAGGUGGUCGAGCCCGCCCCUUCCACCUCCGUGCCCUCCGACCACCACAGCGCCAACGGGGACGACGACGACGACAAGACCGCCUCGCGAAAGCUGAUUGCGAACGAAGCGGAGGAGGCGCAGAGCGCCUGCCUGGCGGAGCCGCCGCAGCCCUCCGCCGGGUCCGACGCCGCAAUUGUGGAUCCCAGGAGGGUCAAAAGGAUUCUGGCGAACCGUCAAUCGGCGCAGAGGUCGCGGGUGAGGAAGCUCCAAUACAUCUCCGAGCUCGAGCGCAGCGUGACGAGGUUGCAGACGGAAGUGUCGGCAUUGUCUCCACGAGUCGCCUUCUUGGAUCAGCAGCGCUCGCUGCUGACGCUCGGCAACAGCCAUCUCAAGCAACGCAUCGCGGCCUUGGCACAGGACAAGAUCUUUAAGGACGCUCAUCAAGAAGCAUUGAAGAUGGAGAUCGAGAGACUGCGACAAGUCUACCAGCAACAGAAUCUAACGACGAUACCGCCGCCGCCGCCAACUGCCGAGCCAACCGUCGUCGGCGCAGAAAAGGAAUUGGACACCAGCUGAAACUAUCAAAUCUACGUUAUCUAAUGCACGGAAAUCUGUUCCACUUUUGUGGGUGCGAGUUCGAGUUAAUUUACAUUCAAAUGUAUUUUUUUUCCUUAUCGUCUUGUAUUUAAAUUUGCAAAGGAAAAAAAAACACUAGCAAUGGAGUUGAGAGACUAGCACACAAUAGUCUCAGAGGGAGAGCAUGUAGAAAGGUUUGUUUGUAAUAUUGGAUCAUUUGGUGUACAUUUUAACAGCGUCGAUGCGUGGAAUAUUGAUUUAGAGUAAAACACGAAA